CGUAAAAAAGCGAAAAGGUGGUAAAAAGGAAUACAGAAAUUGAUAAGAAUUCCAAGUUCAUUUGGGGGUAUUUAAUAAACUGUUUUGGUUACGUAUUUCUAAAGUUUAUACUCGUACGGCAGCUGUUGCUAAUAGUUAACAAUAUUAAUUGCAUUGCAUUUAACGCCAGCACAUGACAAGAACGCCAGUGUUACGUUUACUGAAAAUAGCUGACUACAAUUGUAAUUUCCACAAAUUCAGCAGAAAAUCAUUAAGCAGCUGCUCUAAAACAAUCCCGCAAACGUCCACCGUAACUCCUACAAAUAUGUCAUUGAACGAAGCAAAACGUAUUGCUGCACAUCGCGCCGUCGACGAAUGGGUGAAGACAAACACAGUCGUAGGUAUUGGAAGUGGUUCCACAGUAGUAUUUGCUGUGGAGCGCCUGGCUGAACGUGUGCGAAAUGAAGGUUUAGAGGUCAUAUGUGUGCCAACCAGCUUUCAAGCACGUCAGCUAAUUGUGGAGAACAACUUGAUACUCGGCGAUCUUGAUCGCAAUCCUAAACUGGCAGUGGCAAUCGAUGGCGCCGACGAAGUGGAUCGGCAGAUGGUACUCAUAAAAGGUGGCGGCGGUUGUCUACUGCAGGAAAAGAUAGUGGCAUCAUGCGCAGAGAAGUUGAUAAUAAUUGCAGAUUAUACGAAAAAUUCGGAACAUUUGGGCGAUCAGUACAAGAAGGGUAUACCCAUUGAGGUGGUGCCAAUGGCUUAUGUACCGAUUAGAGAACGCAUUGCUGCUAAAUAUGGUGGAGAGCUUAAACUACGCAUGGCAGUAGCUAAGGCUGGACCUUGCGUAACCGAUAAUGGCAAUUUCAUACUCGACUGGCACUUCAAACAAAACUGCGACUGUGACUGGGCAAAGGUUAACAACGAACUGCUACAAAUUCCCGGCGUUGUUGAAACGGGUUUAUUUGUGAAUAUGGCAACAAAAGCUUAUUUCGGUAUGAAUGAUGGUAGCGUUAAGACACAGGACAAAUAAGUUACUAAAUGGGGCAAAUAAAACGUUCAACACUCAGGAUAGAUAAUGCGAAUUUUUACGAUAUUAAGUAUGUACUCUUAGUUUUUUAAAUUUUUAUGUUCCUACAUUUUUUACCCUACUUGACACACACGUGAAAAUAAAAUAAAGUUUCAGUGUAAAUUCUAUAA
This is a messenger RNA of Zeugodacus cucurbitae (melon fly), 1179 nucleotides long. RefSeq names its product ribose-5-phosphate isomerase (gene Rpi). Gene Ontology annotation, molecular function: ribose-5-phosphate isomerase activity. NCBI's taxonomy places the organism in Eukaryota, Metazoa, Arthropoda, Insecta, Diptera, Tephritidae. The record is from RefSeq and is a predicted model, not a curated record. The transcript has a single exon. Gene Ontology annotation, biological process: pentose-phosphate shunt, non-oxidative branch; D-ribose metabolic process. Bases 173 to 1012 code for a protein of 279 amino acids. Gene Ontology annotation, cellular component: intracellular membrane-bounded organelle.